UUAUUUCUCCCCGUAUAUUCUCAUUUCUCACAUACGCAUAGGCGCGUAUAGGCUCUUUGUUUGCUCUGUGACUGGCAUGUCUGGGUGUUCCCGACGUACAUUAGUAUAGGAAGCUUUCUCAACAAGAGCCUGCAGAAUCAGCCUGAGGGCUCCCAUGUGUCGAGUCCGGCAUAUCCCACCUUGUUCAAUAAAAGAUCGCCCUUGUGUAGGGUCACUACAUUCCUUAAGAUUCAUCACCACUGCCCACCUUCCUUUGUAUCCCGGCACGACGCACAUAUAAAGCCCCCAUUGUUCUGCACCACCACGUAGGCGGGAUAAAACCAGUCGAGAACAAAAUUUGAGCAUUGGCAAAAUGGCCGGCAUAGGCGGAGGCUCUAACUACAACCCUGGCGGGGAGUCAGAAUUCACCACGCAGGAACCAUGGGGAUCGGAGCGCACUACCACAGCAGAGUAUUAUCCUGGAGAAACCACCAGGACCACCACCCAGCAAUGGACUCCGAUCACCACUAGUGAGUCAAGCUCACAACCCACCACUACCACCGCAACUGCAACCCAUUCAUCCUUAACCUCCUCGAGUACCUCCACCUCUACCGCUGUCAAAAGUACCAGCAGCUCCGGCAGUUCUAGCAGCAACAACCAAACCAUCGCUAUCGCGGUUCCCGUUGCAGUCGUUGGCGCAGCUAUCAUCGCAGCCAUAUUGUUCUUCAUCCUAAGACGCAGGCGUCAAAAACGCAACCGCUUAACCUUACCACAGACCAACAACAAUCAACCCCCAGUCAGCAUGGGCGCAGUACCUCGCCAAGUACGAUCACCUCCACAACAACAACGACCACAGCAAGCAGCAAACGGCGCAACAUGGGAAUUUGCGCCCACAAACUCCCACGACAUCCCCUUCACAGGUCCCAUCCCAGGUCGUCCUGUCCCGCAAGAACCCGAGCAUAUCAACCCUACCAACAAUCACCCCCGCGACUUUAGCCCACCAAGUACGAAUAACCACAACUUUCAUACCGCUGCUACCGCCGCUGCGGCUGCCGCAGCAGGAGCAGGAGUUGCAGCAGCAGCAGAAGUCCCCAACAGAGACAACAACAACCCCGAGAGAAGUCCCCAGCCCACCAUGCCAGCUGCCUGGCCCUCCCCCGAAGCAAGACUUGACCGUCCAAUAUCGCCCUUUGAUCAUCCACUCGACGACGCAGUAUCUGAGAUAUCGCGUCGAUCGUAUACCCAUGCUAGGGAUAUGGAUGAUGUUUCGUCUGUAUCGUCAUUUGAAGAUGACGAGCGAAGGCCGGCUAUGCGUCGUUGAAACUGCCUUUUCACUCAAUAAAACUUUUUCUUUUGAUACCUUUCCCCUCGUUUCCAAUUAGCAAGCGAUCUUCAAUUCAGUUUUGGAAGAUGGAUAUACCAAGGUGCUACCCAUUCGCUUUCCAUGCUUUGUCUAUUUUCUUGUCUUGUCAUGUGAAGAUACGUACGUGCGUGCAUGCAUACAUACCCACUCUCGCUUUUGUACAUACAUGCAUCUUGGUAUAUGGAAUACGGAAACUGGUACUUUGAUGGACUAUGGAUUAACGGACGGGGUAUUGCGCGUGGAGGCGUUCAUAAGGG
This is a messenger RNA of Aspergillus costaricaensis CBS 115574, 1599 nucleotides long. RefSeq lists its product as uncharacterized. The record is from RefSeq and is a predicted model, not a curated record. The transcript is spliced from 2 exons. The coding region runs from base 353 to 1300 and encodes 315 amino acids. NCBI's taxonomy places the organism in Eukaryota, Fungi, Ascomycota, Eurotiomycetes, Eurotiales, Aspergillaceae.